This is a messenger RNA of Apis dorsata (giant honeybee), 9273 nucleotides long. It is a transcript of the gene trio, whose product is annotated as kalirin. The coding region runs from base 264 to 8789 and encodes 2841 amino acids. Gene Ontology annotation, molecular function: guanyl-nucleotide exchange factor activity; protein kinase activity; ATP binding. Lineage: Eukaryota; Metazoa; Arthropoda; Insecta; Hymenoptera; Apidae. The transcript is spliced from 34 exons. Gene Ontology annotation, biological process: axon guidance; protein phosphorylation. The record is from RefSeq and is a predicted model, not a curated record. Gene Ontology annotation, cellular component: cytoplasm.
UCGAAUAUUCGAAGAAGAUCAUUGAAAAUUUCUUGUUCGUACCAGUUCGAACAUGGCAGACUGCCAUUGGCAGAAAGCAGUUUUGAAGUUUAGUAUUUAUCGUGAAUUUAAAAGUUUUAAUACCGGUGAUUGAACAAUAUGAAUCGCAACGAGUUUUAUUCAAAGAAUAUAUAUAUGGUACAAAUAAGAAAAUCGAAACGACCGAAAUUUCAUCAAAUUGAUCUUUCAUACGGAUUUAAUUUGAUCAAAUAAAAAUAGACAAGAUGGAUGGAACAAGAGCUGCAGAGGUUUUACCUUUGCUUCAAGAACGUUUGGCCAUUCUGCCAGGUAGCCGAGAUCGUAGAGGUGGACCAGUACUUUUAUUUCCUACUACACCAAGACGUGAAAGAGCCAAACCUGAAGAUUAUCGCCGUCUUUUACAAUAUUUAUUGACUGUGCCCAGUGAUGAAGCUAGGGGUUUACGUUUCACUGUGAUUGUGGAUAUGCGUGGUGCUACUUGGGAUUCUGUCAAACCAAUUCUAAAGGUAUUGCAUGAACACUUUCAUCGAUCAAUCCAUGUUGCUUUUAUCAUUAAACCUGAAAAUUUUUGGCAAAAACAACGGACAUCAUUAGCCAAGCAAAAGAAAUAUAAUUUUGAAAUAAAUACUAUAAGUUUAGAAGCUUUGACAAAAGUAAUUGAUCCAUCACAAUUGACAGCAGAUUUAGAUGGAUCAUUACAAUAUGAUCAUGCUCAAUGGAUUGAUACAAGAUUAGCUGUAGAAGACUUUACAUGGCAAGCAAGUGAUCUUCUCGAUAGAUUAGAUGAUUUACAAGAGGAUUUAAGUCGAAACGAUUUUGCGGACGAUGUAGCUGGAGCAAAACACGGAAUUGAUUUGCAUAAUGAAAUGAAGAAAAAAAUUAUGAAAGUUCCGGUAGAAGAAAUUGAAGUUAUCGGUCAGCGAUUGUUACAACGCUUCGAUAAUAAUAUAGCAGCGAGUAGUGGCGAAGGCGGUAGUAUAGAAAGUGGAGCAACCGGUGGCACCGAUCCUGAUGGACGAGCAUUAGCCGCGUUAGUAAUUCAACAUUUAGAUUCUGUACAUGCUGCACAACAGCAUCUUCUACAAUUGUGGCAUAUUAAGAAGAUGAAAUUGGAUCAGUGCUUUCAAUUAAGACUUUUCGAACAAGAUUGUGAAAAAAUGUUUGAUUGGAUUUGUCACAAUAGAGAAGGAUUUUUAGCGAAUUACGUUGAAAUUGGACGUUCUUAUCAACUCGCUAAGAAUUUGCAGGAAGAGCACAAACAUUUCACUAUAAGUUCUAUGAACGUUUAUGUGAAUAUAAAUAAGAUUUUAACAAUGGCCAGUCGUUUGCUUGAAACUCAACAUUAUGCUGCCGGACACGUAAGAGCAGUAGCUGGCCGACUAGAUCGAGCUUGGAAAGAAUUUGCAGCAGGGCUUGAUGAGCGUACUGCGGUUCUUAGUUUAAGCGUUGUAUUUCAUCAUAAGGCAGAACAAUAUGUUGAUAGCGUUACAGGAUGGAGUCAAGCUUGUGAUGCUGGCAAUCUACCUAACGAAAUACCGAUUUUGGAAUCUCACAUACGGCAACAUCAAACUCUUUAUGAAGCAAUGUGUCAAGCUUACACAGAGGUAUAUGACGCGUAUCAGGCACUUUUGAGUGGACUAGGCUCAAUGCUGCAAGUUUGUCACGGCUUCGUUUCGACGCACAGUUCGAGCUCGGAUACAUUUUGCAUCGAUUAUAGUCAAGAUGGACAUGGCAUUGAUGGGCAUUCUGGUAUGAGUGGGAAUCCUGCUGCGGAUUAUAGCGAAGGUGCGUCUCAUGUAUUGGCAGUGAUCCAUCAAAUUUUGGGUCAUCAUAGGGCGUUGGAAGCUCGUUGGCAUGCUCGAAAAGUCAAAUUGCAUCAACGACUCGCGUUAAGAUUAUUUCAAGAAGAUGUGAAACAAGUUUUGGAUUGGUUAACUAAUCACGGUGAAGUUUUUAUUAGAAAGAAUACAGGUGUUGGUCGUAAUCUUCAAAAAGCGAGAGUAUAUCAGAAAAGUCACGAACAUUUUGAAAAUGUCGCACAGAAUACAUAUACGAAUGCUACAAAAUUACUUACUGCUGCACAAGAAUUGGCUCAUACUGGUGAAUGUGCUGCUGAUGAGAUAUAUGCUGUAGCGCAAGAAUUAGAGGCUCAUGUUAGUAGUUUUGCGGCAAGAGUCGAACAACGUCGUCGAAGAUUAGAUUUAGCAGUUGUAUUUUAUACACAUGAAAAAGAGUUAAGUGGUUGGGUUGACGAAUUACGACAAGAAUUACAACAAGACGAAGUGGCGGAAAAUUUAGAAACAGCAGAAAGAUUGUUGGAACAAUGUGCACAACAUCGAGCCUCUUGCAUGGAAGCAUGUGCAUCGACUAUUGUUCAGGGAGAAGCAUUGCUUCGAGAAUUGCGAGAAUCUACUGAUGCUCCUGAUACUACUGGCUCUAUAUCUGCGGUAGAAGCUGCAUUAGAUAGGUUAGCGAGUUUAAGACAGGAAUUAGAAGAUUUAUGGGCUACCAGAAAAUUGAGGCUAGAAUUAUGUUUACGACUACGUGUAUUUGAAAGAGAUGCUCUAGAAGCGAGUGGUCAAUUAGAGAUGUGGGCACAAGAAUUACAAGGCCCAUCUCGAGAAGGUUCCCCUGAACAAUUAUUGCGUGCUCAUAAUGAUGGUGUUGCUCAUAUGCAGAAUACUGCAUUUCAAGUUUUACAACAAGGUCAAGAACUUGCUCAGGUAUUAGAACAAGCAGGAGUUUGCAUAAUGGCAGAUGGACAACAUAGUGCUGCGACUAGAGUACAAGUGCUUCUUGAAUUUUUAAACGAAAGAGAAAUGGAUGCGGAAGAUUUAGCGGAGAUGAGAAGAGUUCGUUUAGAGCAAGCUUCUCAAUUGGUUCAAUUACAAACCGACGCUACACAUGUUGCCAAUUGGAUUCGUAAUGGAGAAGCUAUGUUAUUAGCUUCUUUGAGAGUUCCGGAAAAUCUUCAGGAUGCAGAACAGCUUCGUUUAGAACACGAACAGUUUCAAGUCGCUAUAGAAAAAACACAUACUUCAGCUGUUCAGGUAAAACACAGAGCAGAUGCAUUAGUGAGUGCUAAUCAUUAUGACCCAAAGAGUAUAAGAGAAGUGGCUGAGGAUGUAACUAAAAGAUGGCAACAACUUGUGACAUGUGCAGAGGAAAGACAUAAACUAGUAACAGCUAGCAUUAAUUUUUACAAGACGGCAGAACAAGUUCGUUCUGUAUUAGAUAGCCUUGAACGUGAAUAUAAAAGAGACGAAGAUUGGUGUGCUUCUGGUGAAAAAGCUACACAAGUUCCAACACUUGUUGGCAAACAUCAAGAACAAAAAGAAGCAUUUUUAAAAGCAUGCACAUUAGUACGGCGAACUGCGGAAACAUUUCUUAAAUAUACGAACCGUAGUCUUCAAUUUUAUAGUUAUCAGGCAAAUAGUGCUGGUUCUGAGAAUAAAGUUAAAAAUAUUUUGGAGGAGUUACUUAGUAAAGAGAAUCGCGUACUCGAAUACUGGACGCAACGUAAGAAACGAUUGGAUCACUGUCAUCAGUAUGUUCUGUUUGAGCGUAGUGCUAAACAGGCUUUAGAAUGGAUUAGAGAAACGGGUGAAUUAUAUCUAGCAACACAUACCAAUGUUGGUAAAAAUCGUAUUGAAAACGAACAAUUAUUACGCGAACACAAUGAAUUUAAAGGUGCUGCGAAGGAAACACGAGAAAGAGUAAAGCUGUUGAUUCAACUUGCUGAUAAUUUAGUCGAGAAAGGACAUGCUCAUGCAGUCGCAAUCAAACAAUCUGUUGCUGAAGUGGAUCAACGAUAUAAAGAUUUUAGUACGCGUAUGGAUUGUUAUAAAACACAAAUUGAAGAAGAUCUUGGAAUUCAAUCAGACGAUGGUCAAAAGGAUCUUUCUAUCGAUCGCAAUUCCGAUCCGUUACUUGAGGAAAAGAUCAAAGGAAAAGAUUUAAAAGAAUUAAACGAAGAAAAAAGAAGAUCAGCACGGCGAAAGGAAUUUAUAAUGGCUGAACUGCUACAAACAGAACGAACUUACGUGAAAGAUUUAGAAACUUGUAUUCGAUGUUUCUUGGAAGAAACACGUUGUGGAAAAGGAAAUGUUCCAUCUGGAUUGCAAGGACGAGAAUCUAUAAUUUUUAGUAAUAUGGAAGAGAUUCAUCAAUUUCAUAGUAACAUAUUUCUUCGUGAACUUGAAAAAUACGAAACUAUGCCCGAAGAUGUUGGACAUUGUUUUGUAACAUGGGCACCUAAGUUUGAUAUGUAUGUGACAUAUUGCAAGAAUAAACCAGAAAGUAAUCAAUUGUUAGUUACUCAUGGUGGGACAUGGUUUGAAGAAUUACAAAGAAAACAUCGAGUUGAACAUCCGAUUGCUGCAUAUUUAAUUAAACCCGUACAAAGAAUAACAAAAUAUCAAUUAUUAUUAAAAGAUCUUCAGGCUUGUUGCCAAGAAGGACAGGGCGAAAUAAAAGACGGCCUUGAAGUAAUGUUAAAUGUGCCUAAGAAAGCAAAUGAUGCCUUACAUUUAAGUAUGCUGGAAGGUUGCGAUGUGAGAAUAGAUACAUUAGGUGAUGUAGUAUUACAGGAUUCUUUUACAGUAUGGGAUCCUAAACAAUUGAUUAGAAAAGGCAGAGAUCGGCACAUAUUUCUAUUUGAAUUGUAUCUGCUUUUUAGCAAAGAAGUGAAAGAUUCUGCUGGGAAGGUGAAAUAUAUUUAUAAAAGUCGUUUAAUGACUUCUGAGUUGGGUGUAACUGAACAUAUUGAAGGUGAUGAAUGCAAAUUCGCAGUAUGGACAGGUCGUGCACCGACUAGCGAUACACGCGUUGUUCUUCGAGCCAAUUCAAUGGAUGCUAAGCAAUUAUGGGUGAAAAGAUUACGCGAAGUUAUUCAAGAAACAUAUUUCAGUUUAAGUAUGCCCAAGAGUCCUGCGAAAAAGAGUUCAAGUCAACGAUCUAGUAGAGAUCUUGAAGAAUGUACUUCUUUGGAUGAUAGUGUUGAGAAUUUGGAUAGAAAUUCUUUGGCAUCUUUUGGUUCUACUAAUACUACAGACUCGGAUAAGACUGGCGUAGCCGAGGUGACUUGGGUCAUUGCCGAUCACUCUGCAGCACCAGGCUCGAAAGAGUUGACGGUAACGAAAGGUCAACAAGUUGAAGUAUUAGAAAAUGGAAGUAACAUUAGCGGUGUGAAUACAUCCGAGUGGACUCACGUGCGUUUACUAGUUGCUCCAGGACAAGUUGAUCCUCCUCCAGAAGGAUUAGUUCCUACUAGUGCGCUUAAACAACCUCCUCCAGUUUCUAGUAAAACUUCACCAUCUAGGAAAGUUCCAGGACAGCAACAACAACAACAGCAGCAGCAACAGCAACAACAACAAUUACAUUAUCAACAACAAUCGAGUAGUCAAGUUCAAACUGUCGCAUCCAGUGGAGGAUUUGCAACUGCAUCUUCUGCUGCUGGAAUAGCAGGCUCUUCGUCGACGAUUACAACAAGUAUAACACCUGUGUUACCAAUUCAAAAUGUUCCUGCGUUGCCGGAUGAAACUGAAAAUGUUGCAAACGAUGGAAGUAGUCCUGCGAACACAAAUUCUCCAGGAAACAAAAGGCGUGGCUUUAGCGGGAGAAAGUGGUUGCCUCCACCAUUGCGUAAACUUAGCCAAGGUAAAGUCGAGAAGUCACCACCGACGACGACAUCGACGGCAACAUCGAUGACAUCGAUUGUGCCGUCGUCAGGUGAUCGAUUGAAAAAGAAUGUCUCGGAAAAACGAUUCAAAUUACCGACUGGUGCGGAACAAUCUCGACCGUCCAGAACUGCUUCUAUUUCUAUCUCUGCGUUAACAACAGCGACUGCCUCUAUGCGUGUGUCUGCCUCUGAAGCGGACCUUGACACUGAACUUCAACCAGGAAUCGAAGGAGAAGAGGACGAAGGAGAAAUGGAACAAUCGGAGCCAGAAUUGGAAGAAGACGUACCGGAACCCGAUAACACGGAAGCUUUAACUUAUUCGGAACAAAAUGGAGCGGACGAUGUCGAAGACGAAUUAGAACUUCCUCCACCGAUGAAACCCAUCACUGAACCGAUACUUGUAGGAACUGCGAAUGGGGCAUCGGGAUCUGCAAUUGCAACAGAAGGCUGUGGAAAAUCUCGAACGUCUGAACGUUCAACGAAGAUUCUUGACGGUGCCACAACGGUUGAUCUAGCUGAAAUUGAACAGAUCGUAAAAGAGAGAAUGGAACAACAUACGGAAAAUCAAGAAAGACAAAGUCUGAUGCGAACACCUAGUGGUAAAAAUUCAAGCAUUGGUGGGGAUAACGAUUAUGACAAAGAUGCAGUAUCAAGUACAACUGCUACGACGAUUGCUGCGUCAACGACGGUAAUGACAACAAUAGCGACAGCAACUGCAGCGACGGGGAUAAUGACGACGACAACUAAGAUAGGAACAACAAGCAGCCCUGCUCACGGGAAUUCGGAGGAAUACGACUUGGAAAGCGCAGUGCUAGUGAAACGACAAUUCGUUAUUCGAGAAUUAGUCGAGACGGAGAAAGAUUAUGUAAAUGAUUUAAAGCAAAUAGUUGAAGGAUACAUGGCAUUGAUGCGAGAUUCUGAAUCUCAAGUGCCAUUGCCGGAUGAUUUGCGCGGUGGAAAAGACAAAAUGGUGUUUGGUAACAUAGAGGCAAUCUACGAAUGGCAUAGAGAUUUCUUUCUGAAAGCUUUGGAACGUUGCUUGGAACGGCCGGAAGAGCUUGGGCCGUUGUUUAAGCGAUACGAAAGGAAGUUACAUAUGUAUGUUGUUUAUUGUCAAAAUAAACCAGUCUCCGAGUAUAUUGUUUCUGAGUAUAUAGAUACCUAUUUUGAGGACUUGAGGCAAAAGCUCGGACAUCGAUUACAAUUAUGCGAUCUUUUAAUCAAACCUGUUCAAAGAAUCACAAAGUAUCAACUUCUUCUUCGAGAGGCAUUAAGACUUACCGAACGAACUCAAAGAAUUUCGGAAAUCGAAGGACUUAGAGCAGCGGUUCAUGUAAUGCGUAUUAUUCCAAAAGCGGCCAAUGACAUGAUGGAUGUUGCAAGACUUCAAGGUUUCGAUGGAAAAAUUACAGCGCAAGGAAAAUUAUUAUUGCACGGACCACUUUUAGUCUCAGAAUUUUCUUCGAAUUUGCCUAGUAAGGAAAAAGAAUGGCAAGUCUUCCUGUUCGAACAAAAUAUUAUUUUUAGUGAGGCUGUCGGAAAAAAGACGCAAUUCACCAAUCCUGUCUAUAUUUACAAAGCUCAUAUUCAGGUGAAUAAAAUGAGUUUGGAAGAAUGUUAUGAUGAUUCGGAGAAGUUUAUAAUUCGAUCAACAGAUCCUCGAAAACCUGGCCUUGGAUUCUCUUGUAGCGCAGUAGAAGAAAAUGGGCCACGGAAGCAGGAGUGGGUAGAUACGAUCACUGCCAUCCUGCAGACCCAACGUGACUUCCUUAAAGCGAUACAGUCACCAAUUGCCUACCAAAAGGAACUUACCAAAGAUCCAUUUCGUGGCGUGAGUCCGGAUUCUCCAUGUCGAGGGAGUGUACUUUCAUCAACAAUACCGAACAUGUCUAAAACGAACGAAGAACGGAGAAAUGAAAUCGCUGCUACUACCUCUUCAAAAGCAUUAGCUACAGCUGCAGCAGCGACAGCUACGACAACGUCGGUUUUACAGCGACCUCGUACCGGAGGCUUGGAUCAGGAUUCUUCGCAAUCGCCAAGUCCUAGCAAAAGCAGACUGAACUUUCUUGAAGGAUUCAGAAGUACUCUACGUCCACGAUCACCUGUUCGCAACAACUCUAUUCCGAUCGUUCCAGGAAGCAGAGUAAGAUUAACCGCAGAUUGGGGCAAGUUACAUGCUGGAGAAGAAUUGGAGAUCUUCCGUGUGGAUGGUCCAGGGCUAAUCGUCUCUCCGGUAAUCGGGAAAAAGGAGGAAUUCUGGAUUCCGGCGAGUCUCGUUCCAAAUUCAUCGAUCAGCCGCGCAUGGUCUUUCCGUCCGCGAAGAAUCGAUUCCGAGGGAGAGAACGUCCGUCUUCCGCAAGAUAUGUGCGCGGAAGAGAACGGUCCUCCCGCGAUUUUGACUAUUCCGUGUUCGGCGACGGCAGGUGGCGUGGCUCGGCUCGUACUGGAAGCUCGCCGCGUGGAACGUGCAGUCGUACGUUGGAGAAAGGAGGGGCAACGAUGUGACAUCGAGGAAAGCGAUCGAUAUCGACUUUACCGAACGAACGAUUCCCUUUGUCUCGAAAUUGCUCCUUGCCUUCCUUCUGAUUCCGGGAUUUACCACUGUCGCGUCGAACAUGAAACGGGUUCUUGUUCAGCAAAAAUUCCCCUUAGUAUCGUAGGUAUCGAUACGACAAACGCUUGGUGCGAUACAAUCGAAUGCAAUCGAUCAAACGGAUUAACAACCACAAAGGAAACCUCGUCGAUUGUAACAUUGUCCGAUUCGAGGAAAAAAGUAACGAAAAAUGUAGAAAUUGAACAAUUUAAUAACAAAUAUAUCGAGCUGGAAGAAUUAGGAAUUGGUAGAUUUGCUAGAGUAUGCUGUGCAAAGGAGAAAGGAUUCGACCGAGAAGUAGCACUCAAACAAAUAUCUCGAUUGAAGCAACCGCUAUCGUUAACUCGUGCCGAGUAUGAUCUUCUCAGGAAUAUACGCCAUGAUAAUAUUGUUCGAGCAUUUGCACUUUUCGAGGAUACACCUCAACCGGAUAUCGAUACUAUUGUUUUACAGGGUCAAGGGUUCCACAUUGUUUAUUUAUCUUGGCGAACAAAUUGAAUAUACCGAAGCGACUGUUGCAAAGUAUACCGGUCAACUAUUGUCAGCAUUACACUGGUUACACUCACGUAAACGAGCUCAUUUAGACUUAAAACCAGAAAACGUUCUAAUUGAUGAGAAAACUGGUGUUGUAAAACUAAUAGAUCUUGGUGAAGCUGUCAGAGCGGUACCACUUGAUGAAGUUGUUCCUCCAGUUGAUUUGGAAUUUGCAGCUCCAGAAUCGGUUCUUGGUAAACCAACAGGAUCCUAUACGGACAUGUGGGCUGCUGGUGUUUUUCUUUAUGUAUUAUUAAGCGGACUUUCUCCCUUUUUGGAUGAUUCCAUUGAAGAAACUACCGCGAACAUACUAAAAUGCGAUUUUUGUUUUCCUGAUGAAUAUUUUAAAGAUAUAUCAUCUGAUGUAAAAAAUCUUCUUGAAACAUUGUUAUGUUUACGUGGAGAAGACAGAGCAACCGCUCAAUUAAUUCUAUCUUCACCUUGGUUU